AUGUCUGCGCGCGCGCCGGUGCGGCCAAAGGGCACGGCGUUGAGGCUCAUUACUGUUGCUGCAGCAGCGGUUGCCUGUGCAACGCAAACGGCGGCGGCGGCAAGUGCUGCAAGGGAGGUGAGUGAGGAAGAGCCCAUGGACAAAAUGCAGUGGGCCUAUUUGAUCCUCGCAGAUUCUGUCCUCCUUCUCUUUGCCGCCCUUUUUGCGGGUUUAACGCUCGCCAUCAUGGGCCUCGAUACACUUUCUCUCGAGAUUAUUGCGGAUAGUGGUUCGGAGCCGGACAGGACCUAUGCUGGCAGGAUUUUGCCCAUACGCCGACUUGGUAAUCAGCUGCUCUGCACGCUGAUUCUAGGCAACGUUAUGGUGAACACGCUGAUUGCGCAGAUCACAGAUUCGCACAUUCAUGGAUGGGUGGCGACCAUUGUCUCGACGGCGCUGACAACGGUUGGCGGGGAAGUCAUUCCACAGGCUCUGAUGUCUGCCCACGCCCUGCAAGUUGGGGCUAAAAGUAUUUAUAUUGUAAAGUUUUUUGUCUUACUCUUCUACCCUAUAUGCAAGCCCCUUAGUGUGGUGCUUGACCAUUUCAUUGGCACCGACCCUGGACAAAUUUACGAGCGCAAUGAACUCAAAAAGCUAAUGUUCAUGCACGCCGCUCACGGGUCAGAGUCGGGUUUGGGGGAGAGAGAGGUGGACCUCAUGGUGGGUGCAAUGGAACUCCAUGAGAAGACGGUGAUGGACGUGCUGACGCCCAUUUCUGAGGUUCUCAUGCUUGAGGCUAGUGAACCAGUGAGUGAGGAGGUGAUUCAACUCAUCUCUGAACGCGGUCAUAGUCGUAUUCCCGUGUAUCAGCGGAGCAAAAAUAAUAUUAUCGGCGUCCUCUUUGCGAAGGAUCUUUUAAUGAUUGACCCGCGCGAGAAUACACCUGUGAUGCUACUGGUGAAAUUUUAUAAUCGGCGUUGUCACAUUGUCCCUUCAGAGACGAAGCUCAUCUCCAUGCUGAAGUACUUCCAAACAGGCAGGUCCCAUAUCGCCUUGGUACAGGAAGUACAACAGCGGCCGUAUGGAGAUCCAUACUAUGAGGUGAAGGGGCUUGUCACAAUGGAGGAUGUAAUCGAGGAACUUAUUCAUAGUGAAAUAUUUGAUGAGUACGACGUGGAUCCACAACCCGCCCACCCUGGACCUCAAAUUCCCACCAAACGACAGGUGGGAUUAACCCCAAAGUGCUCACGUCGGGUAAAUGCAAGCGCAAAUCAGUUGAAGGCGUCGGCGUUGUUUCUGUACGAGUCCAUUCCGCUUCUUCAGCGUCAUACGCGGGAUGCAGUUCCGUUGUUGAUUCAGGCCAUCAGUACGCACGGAACCUUUUAUAAGGUUCGUCCCCCGGUAGAUGCACGUGGACUUGAGCAAGAGGACAAGGCAAAUAUUUGGCUGUAUCGCAUUGGGGUGCCCUCCGACACUUUUACGCUGCUCAUCACUGGCAAGCUGGAGGUGUUUGCCGGGAAGGAGGAGAUCAAGCUGGAGCUCCCAAGCUGGUCCCUUGUCGCCGCGGAGGCGCUUACAACGGACUUGUACGUUCCAACAUUUAGCUGCCGUGUCGUGAAGGAAAGCACCCUCAUGCAGAUCACCCACGCUGCCUACCAAAGCAUACUCUCCAUGAUGGAUGCUUGCGAACUGCAAAGUACUGCAAGCUCCAGAAGCUAG
Molecule: messenger RNA, 1698 nt
Organism: Trypanosoma conorhini
Lineage: Eukaryota; Euglenozoa; Kinetoplastea; Trypanosomatida; Trypanosomatidae
Product: CBS and cyclic nucleotide-binding protein domain-containing protein
Exons: 1
Coding region: 1-1698 (565 amino acids)
Biological process (GO): magnesium ion homeostasis
Source: RefSeq, a predicted model, not a curated record